AUGGCAGAGGCCGUGGUUAACGUGGCCAGGAGGGUCAACGCAACCGUGGAAGAAGGACGCGAUCACCUGGAUCUGUCCAACUGCAAACUAAUCUCAUUCCCGGAUGGAGUUUUCAAGGUUCUCAACACCGUCUCAGAAAACAUCAGAGUCAUCACACUAGCGGACAAUGAGAUGAAGGCCAUUUCCAGCAAGUUCUUUUCCACGUUCACACAACUGAGAGAACUGGACCUUCACGGAAACGUUCUCACCAAACUGCCUGACUCUUUGGAGGAAAUGAGGCACUUGACCAGCAUAAACCUGGCCAAUAACAACUUCUCCACGUUCCCCGAGAAGCUGACGCAAAUAGCCACACUGGAGCGGAUCAACUUGGAGGGGAACAGCAUCACUGAAAUCCCACUCGAGAAGUUGUCCGCAAUGCCCGCUCUCAAGUGGCUCAACGUGAUGUCGAAUCCUCUGGCUUCAAACACUCUGUCAGCUCUGACUUCGCCACACAAAUUUGAAAUUUUAUCACAAAGGGAGUCGUGA
This is a messenger RNA of Nerophis lumbriciformis (worm pipefish), 525 nucleotides long. Lineage: Eukaryota; Metazoa; Chordata; Actinopteri; Syngnathiformes; Syngnathidae. The record is from RefSeq and is a predicted model, not a curated record.